GGGCUUCUAUGAAGAGUUCUGUAGGCUUUGGUUUAACCAUUUAAGAAUAUUUAUGAAUUAGAACUAUAAAGCAACCAGAAUUGUGGUACUGGGCCCAUACUCUUGGGCCGAAAGAGCCGUCACACGAAAACAAACAAACAAACUAUAAAGCAGCGAGAUGGAUAUUUUAAAGGCAGAAAUUAUGAAGAAGAAGCGACAGCUGGAAGAAAGUAAUGUUUUGCAAAAUGAUAGAAAAUAUUUCAAAAGAGGUGAAUUAUUGUCGAAAGAACGUGAAGUUGCGGAAAAUAGAGGAGGAAGUAAGGAUAAUGUCAUGUCAGACUUGAAUGAACAAUUUGAACGGUCUGUGACUGAUAACGGUUCCGAGCAUUUAGCUCUCUCUAGGCCUGAAGUAAUCCGCCGUUUACGUGAACGUGGAGAACCAAUUUUAUUGUUCGGAGAAACAGAAUUAGAAGCUUUUAAACGACUGAGGAAAUGUGAAAUUCUUGAACCUGAGGUUAACAAGGGUUUCCGAAAUGACUUCCAAGAAGCUAUGGAACAAGUUGAUCAAGCUUAUCUCAAUGAGAUUUUGACAUCCUCAAAACCCCAAGGUCGGGAUGGAAAAGGUGACGUAAAUGUACCAGAUGAAGGUAUUACAUAUGAAGAUAUACAAAAAAUGUCUGCUAAAUUGAAUAAUGGUGACAGAGAUUAUGAUAUGAAUGUCAUCACACAAUUCCUGCAAUUCAUGGUACAAAUGUGGGGAAACCAAUUAAAUAGUAAGUCAACAGCUGAAAAAAUGAGUACAAGAGGAAAGAUGGCUAGUGCAACAUAUACCCAAACCAGGGAAUAUUUGAAACCCUUAUUAAGAAAACUAAAAAAUAAAUCACUGCCUGAAGACAUCACUGAUAGUUUAACAGAAAUUGUAAAACAUUUACUGGAACGCAAUUAUAUACUGGCCAGUGAUGCGUAUCUUCAAAUGGCAAUUGGAAAUUCUCCUUGGCCCAUUGGUGUUACGAUGGUUGGUAUUCAUGCACGUACCGGAAGAGAAAAAAUUUUUUCCAAAAAUGUUGCACAUGUAAUGAAUGAUGAAACACAAAGAAAAUACAUUCAAGCUCUGAAGAGGCUCAUGACCAAGUGUCAAGAAUAUUAUCCUACUGACCCAUCAAGAUGUGUUGAGUAUUCAAAAACAUAGUUAUUUUGAGGCAAGUUUAGUAGGUUUAUGUAACAAGUUCAUCAGAACUAGCAUUAAGUAAUUCAAUAAUGUCAUUCAUUUUUAAAUACUUAUAAAAUUAAAGCCAUAAUUGUGUGUGUAAUUAGGGUAAAACAUUGUGUGUACAUAUACUGUAUAUACAGACAUAUUUACAUAUAAAAUUGAGACCAUAAAAUAA
Messenger RNA from Orussus abietinus, 1364 nucleotides. RefSeq names its product pre-mRNA-splicing factor 18 (gene Prp18). NCBI's taxonomy places the organism in Eukaryota, Metazoa, Arthropoda, Insecta, Hymenoptera, Orussidae. The record is from RefSeq and is a predicted model, not a curated record. The transcript is spliced from 4 exons. Gene Ontology annotation, biological process: RNA splicing; generation of catalytic spliceosome for second transesterification step. Gene Ontology annotation, cellular component: U4/U6 x U5 tri-snRNP complex; U2-type post-spliceosomal complex; U5 snRNP. The coding region runs from base 158 to 1168 and encodes 336 amino acids.